AUGCAAAAAUUCAGCCAACCUUGCCAACGCAGAGGCAACUUUCAUUCCCCAAAGAAAAAAUGGACUCCUGAAGAAGACCAGCUUCUAAUGAAUGCUGUUAAAAACUUUCCUGACAUGAAAUGGUCAAGUCUUGCCACACAAAUUCCUGGACGAAAUGGAAAGCAAUGCAGAGAACGAUGGUUCUAUAUGCUAAACCCUAGCAAUGAUAAUUCCCCAUGGACAAAUGAAGAAGAUCGCUUAUUAUUUUCUCUCCAAAAAAAUUCACCUAACAACUGGGCUAAACAUGCUACUUUAUUGAAAGGACGUUCAUCAAUGGCUAUAAAGAACCGUUGGAGAUGGUUAAAACGUCAUCAUUUCAAUCCGUCAUUUUCUGAAAAUACUGAUUUACAAAUAGCAAAAGCUGAAAAGGAAGAUGCAGAUGAUUGGUCACCAAAACCCCUUUUCAGAAAGGCCACCAUAGAAUUACCACAUCCACCUCAACUAUUUAUUGAAAAAGAUCUCAAUUAUGACAGCUUCUCUUCUGGACAUAACAUUAAGGAGUUAUUGUCCAUUGCAAAUAUGCUUAACUAA
Trichomonas vaginalis G3 is the source of this 570-nucleotide messenger RNA. RefSeq names its product RNA polymerase II transcription regulator recruiting protein. Gene Ontology annotation, molecular function: RNA polymerase II cis-regulatory region sequence-specific DNA binding; DNA-binding transcription factor activity, RNA polymerase II-specific. Gene Ontology annotation, cellular component: nucleus. Gene Ontology annotation, biological process: regulation of DNA-templated transcription. Bases 1 to 570 code for a protein of 189 amino acids. The transcript has a single exon. NCBI's taxonomy places the organism in Eukaryota, Parabasalia, Trichomonadida, Trichomonadidae. The record is from RefSeq and is a predicted model, not a curated record.